Prosopis cineraria is the source of this 1940-nucleotide messenger RNA. RefSeq names its product protein NRT1/ PTR FAMILY 5.4-like. Gene Ontology annotation, cellular component: membrane. The record is from RefSeq and is a predicted model, not a curated record. Gene Ontology annotation, molecular function: transmembrane transporter activity. Gene Ontology annotation, biological process: transmembrane transport; oligopeptide transport. NCBI's taxonomy places the organism in Eukaryota, Viridiplantae, Streptophyta, Magnoliopsida, Fabales, Fabaceae.
CCUCCAAACGCACUCCGUCCCUCCAACCCAACGCUUACUCCUUCGCUUCUCAACACCUCUCUCUCUCUCUCUCUAAUUCCUUCACCGUCUUCCAUGGCCGAAAACCGCCACGGCAACCCCUUCUUAUUCAACCAACCUUCCUCCCACAAGGGUGGCUGGCACGCCGCCAUCUUCAUCAUCUGUGUGGAGUUUGCAGAGAGAUUCGCAUACUAUGGAUUGUCGGGGAACCUGAUAACGUACCUCACGAAUGCUCUUCACGAGCCUAUUACGACGGCGGCCAAAAACGUCAACACUUGGGUCGGCGUUUCGUCUUUGUUUCCUCUGAUCGGUGGGUUCGUCGCCGACUCGUAUCUCGGUCGUUUCAACACCAUAGUCGUCUCGUCUCUCAUCUAUCUUUUGGGCAUGAUACUUUUGACACUCUCAGUCUCAGGACUGAAGAAUACCACCUUAUUCUUCGUCUCCCUUUAUAUACUGUCCAUCGGCGACGGUGGUCACAAGCCGUGUGUCCAGACUUUCGCGGCGGAUCAGUUCGAUGACGACUCGCCGGAGGAAAAGAAUGCCAAGAGCUCAUUCUUCAACUGGUGGUACUUGGGGAUAGUGGCUGGUUCAACUAUAGCCACUUUCCUAGUAAUAUACCUUCAGGAUAAUAUUGGAUGGGCCACGGGCCUGGGAGUACUAGUUGCUGUGUUGGCAUUAGCAUUAGCAUUGUUCUUGUUGGGUAUAAAAAGGUACAGGAAGGAAGGCCCAUUGGGUAGCCCAUUUACGAGGAUGGCCCAAGUCUUCGUGGCUUCAGUUCGGAAAUGGCGUGUGGCGAACACGCGUGAUCCUCGCACAUAUUGGUAUGGCGAGGAAGAGGAUCAUAUAUCCCAUCUCCAAAUUCAACCCAAGUCUCAUUCUUUGGCCCACACCAAUCAACUCAGAUUUCUAGACAAGGCAAUGAUCAUCGACGAUUUGGAUGCUUCAAGCAAAACCAAAAACCCAUGGAGACUAAGUUCAGUAACACAAGUCGAAGAAGUCAAGCUAGUUCUUCGUCUCAUCCCUAUCUGGCUAACUUUCUUAAUGUUCUUCGUCGUCCAAGCUCAGCUCCACACAUUCCUCAUCAAGCAAAGCAGCACUAUGGCUCGUUCAAUCGGACCACACUUCCAAAUCCCUCCUGCAUCACUUCAGGGCCUCGUCGGGCUCAUCAUCCUCAUCGUCGUCCCGAUCUACGACCGCCUUUUUGUCCCCUUCGCGAGAAAACUCACCGGCCACCCAUCUGGUAUCACGGUGUUGCAGAGAAUCGGAACAGGCCUGUUCUUAUCUGUCCUCAACAUGAUCGUAGCAGCUUUAAUAGAAACCAAAAGGAUUAGUGUUGCUACGGAGAAUCAUCUUCUGGACAAUCCCAAAGCUGUAUUACCGAUGAGCAUAUGGUGGAUGCUUCCUCAGUAUAUCAUCUAUGGUUUUUCUGAUGCACUGGCUGUUGUAGGGUUUCAAGAACUGUUCUACGAUCAAGUGCCGGAGACGAUGAGAAGUCUCGGAGCUGCGGCGUAUAUAAGCUUGAUAGGGAUUGGAAGCUUUGCGAGUAACGUUGUUAUAAGUGUUGUGGAAGAGAUUAGUUCAAGAACUGGUGAGAAAUGGUUAGGGAACAAUCUGAAUAGGGCACUGGAUUAUUUCUAUUGGGUUUUGGCAGGUUUAGGUGUUGUGAGUUUUUGUAUUUAUAUUUGGUUGGCUACGAGGUUCGUGUACAAAAAAAUUGAUGUAACUGAUGAUACUAGAAACCAGAAAGUUUAAGAUCUAGCUAGGAGGUGGUGCUUGAUAUAUGUGUGUGUGUGGGUGUGUCUGAGGAUGGAGAUUUUUGAAAGACCAUGCAUGUAGCAUCCUACAUAAUAUAUAUGAAAGAUGUGUUACUACUACGCUUUUGAUGAAAAAACUUAUAAUAAACACCUGAGGGUUGUAUUUAA